GCACAAAGACAAAGACAGCAGCGGAAAAAAGUCGCCAACUCUUUUCUCACCAUGCAUAUGCAUGAACCUGAGGUUAGCACGAAUUUUCAUGAAUUUUCGCAGCGUUCAUAGACCUUCAGUCCUAUAGAUCACGUAAGGGAAGAAUUUCAGAUGCAUCACGGCAAAACCGGUAAAAAAAACCGUAACUGGAAAAACCAGUCACGCUGGUUUAGUCACGUAAACCCUAUUUUAUAUUUCCCAUAUCUUUGUUUCAGUUUUAUCGAAACUGCUUUCAGCAAAUCCCACGAAAUUAUAAAAUCUUUAUCAUAAUUAGAAAGCUCUUCUUUAAUCCAAUUAAUGCGGACCCAUGGGAAAUACACACGCCUCCUGGAAAUAAAGAGGGGGUAUUUAGUUUUAAUAAGUACUCACUUUGCAGCCUGCUAGGGCUGAAUUGCAUGAAUAUACAAAGAUAGUAUAAUAACCGGUGAUAACAAUGAUAACUAUAAAUAUGAUGAUAUAAUAACUACUAACUAAUAACUCAUAUGUAAAUAUUUGCAGUAUAUACACUAAAAUUACAGAUGAUCGCCGUAAAAAGUUUUAAUAAAGCUACGUGCAAGAGUUCUACCGCUUAGACAUCGAUUGGAUAAACGCUUGGUGCGCAUCUUAGGUUGAGUAAAUUCACGCUGGUUUCUAAGAUUAUACCUGCUAACAUUCUUUGCUGGUGGUAAAUGGUGCAGCUUACGCGCAAGAUCAGAUGCGACUAAUUCAAAUAGUUCGUUGCACUGUUCAAUGCGUCUGUCCUUAAGAGAACUCACGUUGUACAAUGUGAGGUUGUCAACAUAUGGAAGGCCGGGAGACAUUAUUUAGAGCACGCGCUUCUGAAUGCGCUCUAAGUCGUCGCUUAAAUACGCUGGAGAUUCAUGGUGAUAUAAUGGUGCGCCGUACUCUGAUAACGGCCUAAUGCAGGUAUGAUAGAAGUUGAUAAUAUCACCGACGUGACCUUGGCGCGCUUAAGCAAAAUAAGAAAAAACAUUCGCUUAUUGGCCUUCUUGAUUACUGACUUUCACUCUGACGGGAGUUGUGACUGUUGCAACCGUGGCGAGUGUUGUGAUUGUGACAAGUGUUCUGACUUUGACAAGUGCUGCGACUUUGACGAUUGUUUUGACUGUGACGACUGUUGUGUUAUUACUGUGACGAAUGAUCUC
Molecule: messenger RNA, 1184 nt
Organism: Porites lobata
Lineage: Eukaryota; Metazoa; Cnidaria; Anthozoa; Scleractinia; Poritidae
Source: the annotation of a GenBank genome assembly